This is a messenger RNA of Vigna angularis (adzuki bean), 2551 nucleotides long. Its product is annotated as ABC transporter F family member 3. The transcript has 17 exons. Bases 79 to 2217 code for a protein of 712 amino acids. Gene Ontology annotation, molecular function: ATP hydrolysis activity; ATP binding. The record is from RefSeq and is a predicted model, not a curated record. Lineage: Eukaryota; Viridiplantae; Streptophyta; Magnoliopsida; Fabales; Fabaceae.
UCCAUUUUCACCCCUAAAAGCCAAAAGCAGCAGCUCAACGCAGAGCAUAAGAAAGCAGAAGCGCAGUGGUGGCGGAAGAUGACGGAGGUGGCAAGAUCAGUGGUGCACGACGUUUUGGGACAAAGAGUCGUCGACGUAGACCAACCAAUUGUCGAUUACAUUGUCAACGUCCUCGCAGACGAUGACUUCGACUUUGGCCUCGACGGCGAAGGCGCAUUCGAAGCCCUCGGCGAGCUCCUCGUUGCCGCCGGCUGCGUCGACGAUUUCUCCGAGUGCCGCUCUGUGUGCAGCACGUUGUGCGACAAGUUCGGGAAGCACGGUUUGGUGAAGGCGAAACCCGCUGUGCGGAGCCUGGCGGCGCCGUUUCGAAUGAAUGAAGGUUUGGACGACGUCCAAGCUCCCAAGAAGAAGCCCGAGCCUGUCGACGGCCCACUGUUAUCGGAACGUGACCGUCUAAAGCUCGAGAGAAGGAAGCGCAAGGAUGAACGUCAGCGAGAGGCACAAUACCAAAUGCACUUGGCGGAGAUGGAGGCGGCACGAGCAGGUAUGCCGUUGGUGUGUGUGAGGCAUGAGAGUGCUGGGGGACCAAACGUGAAGGACAUUCACAUGGAGAAUUUCAAUAUCUCGGUUGGUGGGCGGGAUCUAAUUGUUGAUGGUUGUGUCACACUUUCGUUUGGAAGGCAUUAUGGUUUGGUAGGAAGGAACGGGACAGGAAAAACCACUUUUCUUAGACACAUGGCUAUGCAAGCCAUCGAUGGUGUUCCAAGGAAUUGUCAAAUAUUGCACGUGGAGCAAGAGGUGACAGGUGAUGAUACCACAGCCUUGCAGUGUGUCCUCAACUCUGACAUUGAGAGGACUCAACUUAUUGAAGAAGAAGCUCAGUUAGUUGCCCAACAGAGGGAAUUUGAGGACAAAAUUGAAAAGGGUGACUCAAAUGGAAUGGUUGGCAGGGAUAGCAUUUCACAGAGGCUUGAGGAAAUAUAUAAGAGGCUUGAACACAUUGAUGCUGAUUCUGCAGAGGCACGAGCAGCAUCUAUAUUAGCUGGUUUGAGUUUCCUUCCUGAGAUGCAGAAGAAGGCAACAAAAACAUUUUCAGGAGGAUGGCGGAUGCGCAUAGCUCUUGCUCGUGCACUGUUUAUAGAGCCUGAUAUAUUGCUUCUUGAUGAGCCUACGAAUCAUCUUGAUCUUCAUGCUGUCUUAUGGCUUGAGUCAUACUUGGUUAAAUGGCCAAAAACAUUUAUUGUUGUUUCACAUGCGAGAGAAUUUUUAAACACGGUGGUUACUGAUAUAAUUCACUUGCAAAACCAAAAGUUGACUACAUAUAAAGGAAAUUAUGAUACUUUUGAGAGGACCCGAGAAGAACAAAUUAAAAAUCAGCAGAAAGCAUUGGAGGCAAAUGAGCGCGCAAGAUCUCAUAUGCAGACCUUUAUUGACAAGUUCCGUUAUAAUGCAAAGAGGGCAUCACUCGUUCAAUCUAGAAUCAAGGCUUUGGAGCGAAUGGGCCAUGUGGAUGAGAUUGUUAAUGAUCCUGACUACAAAUUUGAGUUCCCCACUCCGGAUGAUAGACCUGGUCCACCGAUUAUAAGUUUCAGUGAUGCUUCAUUUGGUUAUUCUGGGGGCCCCAUUCUUUUUAAGAAUUUGAACUUUGGGAUUGAUCUUGACAGCCGUAUUGCAAUGGUUGGACCAAAUGGUAUUGGCAAAUCAACUAUACUUAAGUUAAUUGCUGGGGAACUUCAGCCCAGUUCAGGGACUGUCUUCCGUUCUGCUAAGGUUCGUAUAGCAGUGUUCAGUCAGCACCAUGUUGAUGGUCUGGACUUAUCCUCAAAUCCUCUACUGUAUAUGAUGCGCUGCUAUCCUGGAGUUCCAGAACAGAAGCUUCGAGCUCACUUAGGUUCUUUUGGUGUAACUGGAAAUCUUGCACUGCAGCCAAUGUAUACUUUGUCAGGUGGUCAGAAAAGCAGGGUUGCCUUUGCAAAGAUAACUUUUAAGAAGCCACACAUAAUAUUGCUUGAUGAGCCUUCCAAUCAUCUGGAUUUGGAUGCUGUAGAGGCGCUUAUCCAAGGUCUUGUCCUGUUCCAAGGAGGCAUUCUAAUGGUGAGUCACGACGAACACCUUAUCUCGGGAAGCGUGGAGGAACUAUGGGUUGUAUCCGAAGGAAGAGUGACACCAUUCAAUGGCACCUUCCAAGAUUAUAAGAAGAUACUCCAAUCAGCCUAGGAACAGAACAGAGACCACUCUUUGGUAAUUGGAAGAUACCUGGAUGACAUUUUUCUGCUAUUUGUCUCAGCAUGGGAGGGAAUAUACAAGUUUUAACAUUUAUAAUUUCUGUAAGGUCUACACAUUUUAUUUUGUAUUUGUUUAUUACAAAAACAUCAAUGUGAUUCCACUACACAAUCACGUUGCAACAUCAAUGUCUGUAGACUCACUGGAAUGAAAGAAAAGGGUAUUGUUUGUGGUAAGAAAAUUGUGACAGCACCAGAGAAUAUAUGGUCUUGCCAUUGUUGAAAAUGACCCAAUAAGAAAUUCGCAAUGAAGAAUGUUUAUUCAUGUA